AUGCCAAAUCCAGAAUUGGAUGAUUACAUUGGGGUGGAGAGUUGUGUUGAGAUGAAAACUGACCUUGAUACAUGUCGCCGCCCGGAAUAUUGCUUAAACAAUCGGCGGCUGAUUAUGCAUCGAGAUACAGCGGAUAAAAUUUAUCCGCCGCCGAUUCCAUGGCCGGUGCGCACUGGAAAUUUUCCAUCUCACAUGCCGUGGGUGAUGAAAAGGUAUUCCACGAGUGAUGGGAGAUUGAUUAUCAGAGAAGAAAAAGUGAAGCGCCAAGAGUAUUUUGAAGCGCACAGUUUCAAUGGGAGGCUUGUACUGAAUUUAAUCCCCUUUGACGACGACGAGCAUGCAGAAGACGAAGUUGUUGUUGAUGAUGAUGAUGAUCAGAUCCAUGAAAUUGACGGACAGCAUACGAAAACAGAAGAAAAUCUAACGGAGGAGAAAGAAGCAAUGGUGAUGAAGGAGUCUGAUCAAUGUGUAGGUGAGACCGGGUGCAGUACGUAUAGUAGUAUGGAAGCAAACCAUUGUGGGCUUGCGGUGGCAGUGCCAACGUGUAGGCCAAUUCAUACCUAA
Molecule: messenger RNA, 564 nt
Organism: Fraxinus pennsylvanica
Lineage: Eukaryota; Viridiplantae; Streptophyta; Magnoliopsida; Lamiales; Oleaceae
Source: the annotation of a GenBank genome assembly